Molecule: messenger RNA, 2357 nt
Organism: Mya arenaria
Lineage: Eukaryota; Metazoa; Mollusca; Bivalvia; Myida; Myidae
Exons: 13
Coding region: 183-2252 (689 amino acids)
Molecular function (GO): protein binding
Source: RefSeq, a predicted model, not a curated record
UCACGGUAACUUGCCAUGAAGGAUAUAGUAUCAAAAACAGUGAGGUUUAUGACUAUUAUUCAUAUCCUGACUACUCUGAUUAUGAAAACACUGACGCACACUUCACUCUGACAUGCAAUAACGGCACGAUAGGAAACAAACAAUGUGAACUAUCACAAGAGAGUAUAGAUCAACCAGAAAACAUGGAUCCUACGAUAAAACCAAGCUCACCUGACAAUGAAACAACGACUGUUCCAAGUGACGAAACCACAUCACCAAUUGAUAAUGAUCAUGGCGUGCUUAACUGCACCAUACCUGAGACCACCGAUGUACAAUUUGUGACACUUUCCGGCGAGAAAUUAAAAGAGGGGACGAAGAUACCUAAUGGCAAACAGUCUAGAGCGGAGAAGGAAUGUAAGGAUUACUACGAAGGUUACUCCCUUAAUUACGAUGACGAUGAUGGAGAAGAAAUUAGUCCGCCAACAAGACUUAUUCAUAAGAUAGUUAAUUGUACAGAUGGUGUGCUCUCAGAUUAUACCCUGGUUUGUGACGAUGUGGACACUUCCGAUACUGCCGUUACUAGUCCGGAGGGAUGCAUGACUGUACAAAAUGGCAUUGUCACAGAUAACGGCCAAUCGGUUGAGUGCAACGAGGGUUACGUCAAUGCUCACAGUCUCUUGUACGAGAGAUACAGCUGUUCAUGUGACAGAGACAACCCUGCCUUGGUGUGCAAUGGAAGGAAAGCCAAGUGCAAUCCAGUUAACUGUACAUUAGACAGUCAUAUUGAGCAAGGGAUGACUCUUAAAUACAGAAGAAUGUUUGUCACUGCUUCAUCAAUGGAAGCGAUUGCUCAUGGAAACUUCGUGGACUUUAACUGUGAAAUUGGAGCGAACAACAUAAAAUACGAGCCAAGAAAUCGGAGGUUUAGAUGUGACCGGGGAAAAUGGUUGGAAGCUAACAGAAGAGGUGAUUCAUGGUCGUUAGGCAACAAAGGAACGUUUCCCAAAUGUCGACCAGCAAAGUGUGAGUGUCGGUAUGGAGGAACAUGUAUUCGAGAUAAGCAUUGUGAAUGUCCACCAAACUCUACUGGAGAGCAGUGUGAAACACCUCUUUGUCCUAGUGGAUGUCAAAACGGUGGGACAUGUACCUCUCCAAGUAGGUGUAGCUGUCCAGAAGGAUUCUCUGGCUAUAUGUGCCAAACGGAGGAGGGAUGUCAAGCUCCGAUUGAUAAAGGAAAUGAUGCGUUUUACCGAAAUGGAGACACAUACACUGUAACCCAUGAAAGCUGCUCCGGUGGAAAUAUACCCAGUUUAAAAGGACAGAUUACUUGUGUUAAUGGUCACUGGUCCGAGCAAGUCAGCUGUUUGAAAGGAGCAAGUUACAGUAUAACUGUGAAAACUGCUGACGAUUGGUUUGCGGGCACAAAUGGGGAGGUGUACUUGUACAUGUAUGGUUCCAUAGAGAACAGCGGCAAAAUUAUCUUACAUGGAGAGUUUGAGGCUGGUGAUGUGGAUCUUACGAAUGGCCAUUUUGUUGACGUCGGAAAGGUCUCCAAAAUCCAACUUGGUGUAAAAGCCAGAUCAUAUACAAACGAUGGUUGGAUACCGGCUUCCGUACUAAUAGAAAAUGUAUCUAGAGGAGAGUAUUACCAAUUUGUACACGGUGCGGAAAUCGACGACACAAGCAUCUAUCUUUAUCCAGCAGGGUCAUCGUAUAGAAUUCGGGUGAAAACCAGCUACUAUAGGAACUGGAAAAAACAAAAUGUUUACAUAUGGAUAUAUGGAAGCAACGGUAGCACAGGUUGGACAAAAUUGAAUCAAACACUUUACCAGGGAAAAAUUGCAGAAGAGUGGCUGAUUAUGAGAAACAUUGGAAAGAUAAAGAGGAUUGUUCUUAGCUCUGGAAGAUACGUCUACUGGUUACCAGAUUAUGUUACCAUUCAUGUUGAAGACACGGACGAUUUAUACGUGUUUCGAUACAGCAUUAGAAACUACAUACUCGACGGAAGUACAGUUCUUUACCCAGAAGGAAACUGCUCGAGGCCGUUUAUAAAUCGCCCUUUGGCUAAGGAAUUGGUGAGUCGGCUUCUACAGGAUAAAAAAGCAAGAGAUAAAACGGAUUGCCAGAUUCAGUGCAUUGAACACCCCAAGUGUAAAAUGAUUAUGUAUAACAAACAUUCAGGGUACUGCAAAGCAUAUGGUUAUGGGCAUGCAAGGGAACGGGUCGACGGGAUUGUCUAUGAGCUAUUGCAAUGCUAUAGAAGAAAUUAUUAAACAAGUGUGCGUUUUUACAACCAACUGAAUAUUCUUGAUGAUUGUUUUCGUAUAGUGAAUUUAAAUAUUACUUUCACCUUCAAUAAAUGAAGCAUAUGACUUAUU